AUGAAGUACAUUGUGGUAUCUGGAGGCGUCAUCUCUGGGGCAGGAAAAGGCAUUGUCGCUUCAAGUGCAGGUCUGCUACUGCAAAGCAAAGGGUUGAUCGUCACCGCCAUCAAGAUAGACCCCUAUAUCAAUGUCGAUGCGGGGACUAUGAGCCCACUCCACCAUGGAGAGAUCUAUGUGACAGAUGAUGGGGGUGAAAUAAAUCUUGAUAUCGGGAGCUUCGAGCGUUAUCUUUCCAUCACUCUCCAACGUGAUCAUAACAUCACGACUGGGAAGAUCUAUCUAGACAUCAUUUCUAGGGAGCGGGUCGGUGAUUAUCUAGGCAAAACUGUCCAGGUGGUGCCUCAUGUCACCAACGCCAUUCAAGAAUGUAUCGAACGGACCGCAAAGAUACCUGUGGACGAGUCCCAGGCCGAGCCGGAUGUCUGUAUUAUCGAACUAGGCGGUACCGUGGGCGAUAUCGAAAACUCACCCUUUAUCUAUGCUCUCGCUCAACUUCGAAAGAGGGUUGGCAAAGAGAAUUUUGUUCAAAUUCACGUAGCUUAUGUCCCUGUCUUGCCGCCAGGACCAUCUGGGGAGCAAAAGACAAAGCCAACUCAAAGAUCUAUUUCCGACGUGCGCAGCGCUGGAUUGAACCCACUUCUCGUUGCAUGCCGCUGCGAAGUGCCAUUAGAGCCCGCUACUAUUGAGAAAAUUGCCAAUAUGUGCUCAAUGGAACCGGAGCAGGUCAUUUCCGUACACGAUGGGUCGACCAUUUAUCACGUACCGCUCCUUCUCGAGAAACAGAAUCUUCUCGGCAAGCUCUGCGAGUACCUCAAACUUCCUUUCGAUCGAAUACCCAGUCGUCAUAUAGAACAAUGCAAGCACGUGUGGAAUGACUGGGUUCAUCUCAUUCAAAGCCAACACACUAUCAUCGACACAGUCUCGAUCGCCAUUGUGGGAAAGUACACGUCCAAUAAAGAUGCCUACCUCAGUGUUUCCAAGUCAAUCGAGCACGCGGCCAUGUACUGUCACAAGAAAGUCAAGAUUAUAUGGAUUGACGCGGCACAUCUCGAGGAGGAGACCUAUCAAGACUCCCCAGUCAGAUAUCACAAAGCCUGGCAAGAUCUCUGUAGCGUCAAGGGCAUUGUCGUGCCUAGUGGCUCUGGUACCCGCGCCACUGGUGGUAUAAUCAAAGCGAUCACAUGGGCACGAAGUAAGAAAAAGCCAUUCCUAGGCGUAUGCCUUGGGAUGCAACUCGCAGUGGUCGAAUAUGCCCGCUAUGUCAUGGGUAUCCCGGACGCUGGGAGCCAAGAGCUCCACCCGGAAUCCAAGAACCAUGUAAUUGUUUACAUGCCUGAACAUAAUCAGGAGAAUGGCAGGGACACCAUGCGUCUUGGAAAGCACCUAUGUAUCUUCAAGGAGGGUACAGAGUGGUCUAAGCUGCGGUCUUUAUAUGGCCCCACGACUCUCCAGAUUGAGGAACGUCACCGAAACCAGUACGAAAUCAACCCGCAAAUGGUUGAAGAGCUUGAGAAGGCCGGUCUUGCUGUUAUUGGUAAAGAUGCCACGCACAAGCGCGUCGAGAUUGUGGAGAUCCGUGAUCAUCCCUUUUUUCUCGGUGUGCAAUUCUAUCCUGAAUAUUUGAGCCGUGUGUUGCGACCUAGCAAGGUUUUUUUGGGCCUAUUUGCUGCUGCUGCCGGGUGUUUGGAAAUGAUUCCCGCGUCAUUGCAACAAGGCCAUCGGGGCCUCAUGGAAGAUCAUUAA
Penicillium coprophilum is the source of this 1746-nucleotide messenger RNA. RefSeq lists its product as uncharacterized. The coding region runs from base 1 to 1746 and encodes 581 amino acids. Gene Ontology annotation, molecular function: CTP synthase activity; identical protein binding. The transcript has 5 exons. The record is from RefSeq and is a predicted model, not a curated record. Lineage: Eukaryota; Fungi; Ascomycota; Eurotiomycetes; Eurotiales; Aspergillaceae. Gene Ontology annotation, biological process: pyrimidine nucleobase biosynthetic process; CTP biosynthetic process. Gene Ontology annotation, cellular component: cytoophidium; cytoplasm.